Linum trigynum is the source of this 1926-nucleotide messenger RNA. The record is from the annotation of a GenBank genome assembly. NCBI's taxonomy places the organism in Eukaryota, Viridiplantae, Streptophyta, Magnoliopsida, Malpighiales, Linaceae.
GAUUCUUCUUCAGCCUUUUCCGCUGUGGAAAUCGAUCGUCGUCGGCUCCUCCUCCGCCGUCCAUCAGAUUGCCGGCCUGGUUCGAUUUUCACAAGCUUUCCAUUCCUUCUCAUCUCCAACCCUAAGACUGGGGAUUUAAUUUCGCUGCUGAUUGCCGGUUAUCCUUGCCCCAACGGAAGAGGGAGCUACUUUGUGGGAGACAGCAGAUAGCACCGAAGCAGGAAAUAGUUCGGUUGGUUUUGGCGGCUGCGUUCACCUGGAGGCGACUCGAUUGGAGGUUCAGCAUACAGCCGGGAUGGAUACAAGUUUCGCCAAGGAGCUUUACUCUGAAAGCUUGGAGCUUUCUACCGCCAAAUUGAAUGAUCCCGUCACAGCCCACCGGCAUGAACUUUUACAGGAUUCGAGCUUAUGUGAAGGUGACUUCGAGGAUGAUGAUGAUUGGUCGGAUAAAACUUCCGAUUUGGAUAGGGUGUGGCAGAAGAGACGCUCCGAGUUUAAUGCAAUCGGAUAUCGUGAUGGCCUGAUUGCUGGGAAAGAAGCUAUCGCGCAAGAAGGAUUCAAUAAUGGGUUUAAGCAGUCAGUGAUUGCAGGAUACAACUGGGGCACUGUUAGAGGCGUUACCAGUGCAUUUUCUUCCUUGCCGGACAGUUUAAAGGAAAAGUUGGUUCAAACAGAGGAAAAGAGAAAGAAAUUUCAAGAACUGCAUGAAGAUGUACUGGCAGAGGAAGCAGCAGGGAAGAAGAUUAAACACAACGAGACUGGUGAAAAGCCGCAAAAGGGAAGUUCCAGUUUGAAUUCAAGACAUCUUGGACAAUAUGCCGAAGAUCUUCACUCCCUUCUUCAUGAUUCUCCAGCAAUUGAGUCAAAUCUUUUGGCAGAGUAGAGAAUGGUUACAUAUGCCAAGUAAGAAGUAGCAUAUUGACACAUUUUUAUAGAGCUACUAGAGAUUGAAAGCUGUGCUUCGCAGCGGCAUGUGGUGAUAUAAGUGUUUGACGUGUUGUUUUGGAAACCCGUCUACUAGAAUAAAACGGCGAGAUGAGCAACAUCACAAUUCACAAUAGGUGUAAGUAGCUGCAAAAUUUGUUGAUCCAUCCAACUUUCAGGAUUUGUACGUUCGUCCGCAUCUAUACACACUUGAUCCUCAUCUUGCGGAAAUACAGGAAUAAAACAUGGUAAACUGGCUAUGAACGAAGAAAAUAGAUUCAAACUCGAAAGUUGCAACUACUAAGUCAGACUCAUUCGACAAACACACCAAUACAUCCAAUCGGGAAAAAUAGCACUCUGUUCAAGUAGUCCCUCUUGCAGUGGUGGCAUGGCAACUACAUGAAGCAGCUCCCGGAAAAGUGACAUCCAGACCCCCACCAAAUCCUCGCAGAACACCUUCGGUUCAAGCCCUUGAAUGUAAGAGAAACUUGGCUAUCAUGUUGCUUGAACUAGCACAAAAUGAAGGGAUCAUGAGCAAUGGGUACAUAAGAAAAUAAAGCACGUAAUUGUAUAUGUAGAUUAAUUCAUAAUGUAAAUAUGUUGAUUAACCUGAAUCUACUAUGAAUCUGUGCAAAUGGUGAUAGAGUUUUAAGGUUCCGAGAGUGAUUGAACAAUUACACAAAAUAUAUAGCAGGACGGAACCAGACACAGUAGCAUAUUUUGUCUUGUGGUGACCUAGAUCUGCUUUGCUUCCCCCUUACGUUAGAGACCCUCUGAUCUAGGGUGCUCCCGGUCGUGUAAAGAAUUGGGAAUAGGAGAUCAAUUACGAAUUUACCUUUCUAGGGAUUAGAGAAGAGUAUUUAGGAGCAGAUUUUGAGGAAGAAGGUUGGAAGAGGGCGGGCCCGACGAUCGCACCCAGAGAGAAAUGAAGAGAAGGAAGUCGACCAGGGAGAGAGAGAUGAUUAUAGAACGUAAUUGUUCUCAUAAAACCUAAUGGGUUAA